AAAACUAUCAUGAUGGCCGUUACGUUAUUAUGACAAGAGAUACGUCAAACGUGUUCCUGAUUUCGUUGGUCCUUCAUGUAUACACAAACAAUAAAAAUGCCGGUCCAGAAAGAUACAAAUAUCGUAAAAAUCGCUGUUCAGAUGACGGAACAAGUACCACAACUUAUUGAAUUUAAUCAAAAACAUCCACUUACUGCUAUUAUUCAGGAAUUGUGUAAUGGGUGGGGUCUUUCUGAUCCUGAAUCAUAUUCAUUACAAUUUUCGGAGAGUAACAAUCAAAAUUAUAUCACAGAAAAAAAUCGUAAUGAAGUAAAAAAUGGUAGUAUUUUGAGAUUGGAAUUUUCCCCCUCUAAAACAGCCUGUGAUAUUCUAACCAAGCUCAAUAAUGGGACUAUGGAAGAAAAAAUUACUGCUUUGCAAAAAUUGAGCACUCUUAGCACAGAUAUGACAUUUGCAUUAGAAUUUAUUAACAAGCAAGGAUUAGCUUUAAUUAUAUCACAGGUGGAAGGCGAAAAGUAUAAGGGAAAUGCACUUGCAUAUUCACUUCAAUCAUUUGUGGAGCUAAUGGAUCAUGGAAUUGUUUCAUGGGAUAUACUAGAGACACCUUUUAUUAAUAAAGUAGCAAGCUAUGUGAACAAUCAAGCUGUAAUUCAAGAUACUAGUAUUAUUGAAGCUUCACUUAGCAUUCUUGAAAAUAUAGUAUUAAAUUCAUCAGGAAAAUAUGGACAAGUUGAAAAAGAAGUUACAUUUCCUAAUCUAGUGAUGCAUUUACAAAGUGCUCGUCCACAAAUACAACAAAAUGCAAUAGCUCUAAUAAAUGCCUUAUUUCUUAAGGCUGAUUUAUCUAAACGUAGAGCUGUUGCUGCAACUCUUCAAUCUAAACAAGUUAGAAAUGUAUUUUUGACGAAUAUCAUACAAUCUACUGGUCAGGUUGGUGCAGAAAUGGCACACCAAUUAUAUGUACUUCAAACACUUAUGUUAAGUUUGUGGGAACAGCGUAUGAUGACAAAAAUGGAUCCACAAGAUCAAGAUGCACAUGAUAAGAUUAAAGAACUUCGAAGAAUUGCUUUUGAUACUGAAGGAGCUGUAGGUGGAGAUAUUACUGCUAGAAAACAGGGUCUUUUUGCUAAGGAUUAUAAAAAAUUGGGUUUCAAAUAUGAUAUUAAUCCUGCUCUUGAUUUUACUGAAACUCCACCCGGCAUGCUUGCUUUAGACUGUAUGGUUUAUUUUGCACGUAAUCAUACUGAAGCUUAUACUAAAGUUGUUUUAGAAAACUCUUGCAGGGCAGAUGAACAUGAAUGUCCUUUUGGUAGAACAAGUGUGGAGCUUGUCAAAUUACUUUGUGAAGUUUUACGUAUUGGAGAAGCACCUAGUGAACAGGGACAAUCAUAUCAUCCUAUGUUUUUUACACAUGAUCAUCCAUUUGAAGAGUUCUAUUGUGUAUGCAUAGUCCUUUUAAAUAAGACUUGGAAAGAAAUGAGAGCCACCACUGAAGAUUUUGUAAAAGUAUUUUCUGUUGUCAGAGAACAAAUUACUAGAGCACUUCAGUGUAAACCUACAGCAUUGGAUAAAUUCAAAAAUAAAUUACAACAAUUAACAUAUUCGACAAUUACUAAUUUAUGGCAACAAGAAAGGACUAGCAGGGAAGAGUGGGAAAGUCAUGCAAGACCCAUAGUUGAGCUCAGAGAACAAAUUACACCUGAAAUCUUAGAACUUAUUCAACAACAACGCUUAGGAUUCUUAGUAGAAGGCACCAGAUUUAUGAAAUAUAGCGCUAGAGGACAGAGAAUAAAGGAUAAGUUCUGGUACGUUCGACUUUCACCAAAUCACAAAGUAUUCCAUUAUGGUGACUGUGAUGAAAAAUCAGUACCAACAAUAGAUGAACUUCCUACAAAAUUAGCUGUUGUUGAAAUUCGUGCUUUACUGACUGGUAGAGAUUGUCCCCAUAUGAAGGAUUUGCAGCGACGGAAAACUACGCAUCAGUUGGCUUUUUCUUUAAUUUUAGAUUCUGUAGAAGUCUCAAGCCUAGAUUUCGUUGCUCCUGAUGAACAAGUUUUUGAUUAUUGGACAGAUGGCAUUAAUGCUUUACUUGGUAGUAGAAUGACCAGUAAAGAGGCGGAAAAUGAUUUGGAGACAUUAUUAUCCAUGGACAUUAAACUAAGACUUUUAGAUACGGAAGGAAUUGAUAUUCCCCAAGAUCCGCCUGCUAUUCCCGAUCCUCCAUCAAAUUAUGAUUUUUGUUAUGAAUUAAAAUAAGAAUUUUGUCUUAUAUAUGUUCAAUAAUUGUUAUAAUAAUUUAACAUAAGAUAUAUUGGCAAGGUAAUGCUUAAAUAUUUAUAUGUCAAAGAGAAAACUAAUUAUAAGCUAUAACAAACUAUAAUAAGCUA
This is a messenger RNA of Bombus huntii, 2387 nucleotides long. It is a transcript of the gene Ced-12, whose product is annotated as engulfment and cell motility protein 1. Bases 76 to 2256 code for a protein of 726 amino acids. The transcript is spliced from 7 exons. NCBI's taxonomy places the organism in Eukaryota, Metazoa, Arthropoda, Insecta, Hymenoptera, Apidae. The record is from RefSeq and is a predicted model, not a curated record. Gene Ontology annotation, biological process: cell motility; actin filament organization. Gene Ontology annotation, cellular component: plasma membrane.